GCGCCGCCCGCCGGCCUGCCAUGGAUUCCGGCCCCGACGGCCCGGUCGCCCCUGGCCCUGCCGCCAUCCGCGAGGGUUGGUUCCGCGAGACCUGCAGCCUGUGGCCCGGCCAGGCCUUGUCGCUGCAGGUGGAGCAGCUCCUGCACCAUCAGCGCUCGCAGUACCAGGAUAUCCUUGUCUUCCGCAGUAAGACCUACGGCAACGUGCUAGUGUUGGACGGCGUCAUCCAGUGCACCGAGAGGGACGAGUUCUCCUACCAGGAGAUGAUUGCUAACCUGCCCCUCUGCAGCCACCCCAACCCGCGCAAGGUGCUGAUCAUUGGGGGCGGGGACGGCGGCGUCCUGCGGGAAGUGGUGAAGCACCCCUCCGUGGAGGCCGUGGUCCAGUGCGAGAUUGAUGAGGAUGUCAUCCAAGUGUCUAAGAAGUUCCUGCCAGGUAUGGCUAUUGCCUACUCCAGCUCAAAGCUGACCCUCCAUGUGGGCGACGGUUUUGAGUUCAUGAAACAGAACCAGGAUGCCUUCGAUGUUAUCAUCACUGACUCCUCAGACCCCAUGGGCCCGGCCGAGAGCCUCUUCAAGGAAUCCUACUACCAGCUCAUGAAGACUGCCCUCAAGAAGGAUGGCAUUCUCUGCUGCCAGGGUGAAUGCCAGUGGCUGCACCUGGACCUCAUCAAGGAGAUGCGGCAAUUCUGCAAGUCGCUCUUCCCCGUGGUGGCCUACGCCUACUGCACCAUCCCCACCUACCCCAGCGGCCAGAUUGGCUUUAUGCUGUGCAGCAAGAACCCGAGCACCAACUUCCGGGAGCCAGUGCAGGAGCUGACACAGCCACAGGUGGAGCAGAGGCAGCUGAAAUACUACAACUCAGACGUGCACCGGGCAGCCUUUGUGCUGCCCGAGUUCGCCCGCAAGGCCCUGAAUGACAUGAGCUGAGCCUGGAGCUGCUGCUGCCGCCACCAUCCAGAAACCUCAGUCCAGGGAGCCCCAGGGUGCUUGGGCACCCGCAGCCCCACACAAGAAAGACCCUGUGUGGGCUCUCACCCACCCACCAAGUGUUACCGGCCCCAGAAUGCUGCUCAGCCUACCCUGCUGGGCGGACUGUCUGUCUUUCUCUCCACGUGGCGUCCAGCCUUCAAGCCUAUACCAGCUGUGUACAGCGCCUUCUCUGCCUUCUGUUGCCCCUCGCUCACCAAACACGUAUUUAUAACAAA
This is a messenger RNA of Loxodonta africana (African savanna elephant), 1207 nucleotides long. RefSeq names its product spermidine synthase (gene SRM). The transcript is spliced from 8 exons. The record is from RefSeq and is a predicted model, not a curated record. NCBI's taxonomy places the organism in Eukaryota, Metazoa, Chordata, Mammalia, Proboscidea, Elephantidae. Gene Ontology annotation, molecular function: catalytic activity. Gene Ontology annotation, biological process: polyamine metabolic process. Bases 21 to 929 code for a protein of 302 amino acids.